Messenger RNA from Caenorhabditis elegans, 1123 nucleotides. RefSeq names its product Nuclear hormone receptor family member nhr-169 (gene nhr-169). The record is from RefSeq and is marked reviewed. Gene Ontology annotation, cellular component: nucleus. The transcript has 8 exons. Lineage: Eukaryota; Metazoa; Nematoda; Chromadorea; Rhabditida; Rhabditidae. Gene Ontology annotation, molecular function: DNA-binding transcription factor activity; sequence-specific DNA binding; zinc ion binding. The coding region runs from base 1 to 1071 and encodes 356 amino acids. Gene Ontology annotation, biological process: regulation of DNA-templated transcription.
AUGAAACUUUCCACUUCCUUGGAAAUGCCUUUUAGAGAAUCAACUGACCCUAUUUGCUCUGUGUGCAACUUUUCCAGCCUGAUUGCACCUCACUUUGGCGGUCUUGUGUGUAGUGCGUGUGCCUCGUUUUUCCGAAGAACUGUAGCCCUGAAUAUUCACUACUUGUGCAAAAAAGAUAAUCAAUGCAAGGGAAUGAGGAAGAAUUGCAGAGCUUGUAGAUUCGAGUCUUGUGUCAAAAUUGCUGGAAUGAAAAGGAGCUUAGUUAAAGAGAGAAAAAAUCUUAACAAUAUCCCACUGUACAUAUUGAACAGAAGGAAUGAAACUGGAAAUCAGGGAGUUGUUAGAGCUUUUGUUUCGUCAAAUCAAAACAGAUUGGAAAAUCGUUUGAGUUUAUCUCCACUUACUGAAUUACCGAUUAACGAUGAAAUGGAUGUGAGCAAGAUAUUAAAGACAACUCCUAGCAGUCUUCUGAAAUAUUACGUCGAGCAAGUUUCACAUGGGAAGCAAUUUUAUAUGAACACAUUGAAUAUUAGGACAAAAGAAGAAUUAUUUGAAAUAGUCAGCUACCAAAGUAAGGUUGCAGCGGAAACAUGCAGAACUUGUCCUGGAGUUGAUUUACUUGAUAAUCGGGAUAUUCUGAUUCUUCGGAAAUAUUUCCAAUUUUCAAAUAUUUGGAUUGAAUCUACAUGGAAAUAUUGGUUCUCAAAUGAUUUUUCAAAUGAUACUGAAAAAUUUGACAUAAAAUUAAUGGAAUUCAUAGGUCAAGUCAAAUCAACCCUGCUUAUUUCCCUUUCUCGGUUGAAAUUUAAUAUCUUUGAAUUCACAGCAUUCAAAGCAAUUUGCAUCUGGAAAUUGGUAUACCAUGAGACGAGCAGAGCCAUGAAAAUUGUUGCACAAGAGCAUUAUGAAGGUGUUACAAAAGCAUUAAUCAGUUACUAUCAGACUUAUACUUUGCUGGACUCAAUGGAAAUUGCAAUUCGAGUCGGUGAAAUUACGUUGCUGGUAUCUUCAGUUUUUCAAAUGUACCACGACAUGGCAAAACUAUAUUUGCACAUGGGACUUCCAUUUUGAAAAUUUUCAUAUUGUUUUGCUUUUUUUUUUUUAAUUUGUUGAUAAAUGGUUU